Molecule: messenger RNA, 1429 nt
Organism: Ilex paraguariensis (yerba mate)
Lineage: Eukaryota; Viridiplantae; Streptophyta; Magnoliopsida; Aquifoliales; Aquifoliaceae
Source: the annotation of a GenBank genome assembly
CAUCACCAUGAGAGAGAGAGAAAGAGAAUCCUAGGGCCCACAACUCUCGCUCUACCCUAACCUUUUUCCCAGGUUUCCGUUACUUUAAUUCAAUCGGCUUCUCUGUAUAUAACUCCACAUUACUCCAAACUUCAAUGUAUAUAUAAACACCCCCACCAUCUUUGUUUUUGUAGAGCAUAUCACAAACCAUACGUUUUGCCAACAAACAGAUAGCAGAAAAAGUGCCAAAAUCUUGUUUUGGACUAAACCCGCUUGUCUUUCUUCUUGAUUUCUUGUUUGGUUUCAUCGAAACAGCGAGAAAGAUCUGAGAAAAAGGCCAUUCUCUUGGUGUGGGUGUUUGGUGUCAUAGCUUUGGUUUUUGAGAAUAUGGCUAUUCAAGCGCAGUUCCAUACAGAAAAUCUUGGGUUUCCUUCGAGUAGUCCACAGGAUUGGAUGGACAAUGGUUGUGGAUUCAAUGACUUGUAUGUCAAUCUUCAUCAACAGCAGAAACAACACCACCACCAGAUUCAAAAUCAGCCAUUACAAUAUCUCCAACAGAGAAAUCACAGCUUGCUUCCAAAAAACUACAGCAACGACAAUCAAGCCAUGGGUUUUCCUCAAACAUUAGCUGCUCAGUUUGAGAAACAGAGGCAAGAAAUCGAUUUCUUCAUUAGUUUACAGAAUGAGAAAUUGAGAUUGGCUUUACAAGCACAGAGAAAGCAACAAAUCCAAUCACUAUUGAAGAAAUACGAAUCAAAAAUUCAGUUUUUGCUUGGAGAAAAAGAUGAAGAAAUGGCUAAAGCUGUGAACAGAACAUUAGAGCUUGAGAACUUUUUGAACGGAAUGGAGGUCGAGAACCAAACAUGGCAGAGAUUAGCUAGAGAAAACGAAGCAAUGGUCAUGUCUCUCAACACAACAAUCGAGCAACUCAGACAGAGUGCUUGUCUCUCAUCCAAUGGAGUUGAAGAUGCAGAGUCUUGCUGUGAUAUGAUAGAGAACAGAGGAGACACAACAGAGGAAGAAAGCGAAAAAAGAGGAAAUGAACAUGAACAAGACAAUGCAGAACAGGGAACGAGGAAGAUGAUGUGCAAAAACUGCAAUUCUCGGAAUUCGUGCAUUAUUUUCCUACCUUGCAGGCACCUCUGUACAUGCAAAGAUUGUGAAGCUUUUUUUCAUUCAUGCCCUGUCUGUGGAAUGGUAAAGAAAGCUGGCAUAGAGGCCUUGUUUUGAUUUUCUAGGAAAGUUAUAAUUAUUUUCUAGGGAAAAGGAAGAAAAUAGUUGAAUUUGGUCAGAAAAGGGUUAAUGAACAGAACCCAUUUUUGAUUCCCUCCGGUGUUUUUUGGGGAGUCUUGUUCUUUUAGACUUGAUAUGUACUUGUAAAGAACUGCUAAUCCUGAACAGAGAGGUACAGAACCAGAGCAUCUUUUCCUUUCCAAGUUGGAGUUUUCUU